Molecule: messenger RNA, 1008 nt
Organism: Aegilops tauschii subsp. strangulata
Lineage: Eukaryota; Viridiplantae; Streptophyta; Magnoliopsida; Poales; Poaceae
Source: RefSeq, a predicted model, not a curated record
AUGGUUGAGGAGUAUGGUGCUCUUCUCUCCAACAACACUUGGGACCUCGUCGAUCCACCUCGUAAUGCUAACAUUGUUACUGGUAAGUGGAUCUAUCGUCACAUGGUUCUUUGGAUCGCUACAAAGCUCGUUGGGUGCUUCGUGGAUUUACUCAGCGAGAAGCUUGACGUCAAGAAUGCGUUCCUCAAUGGCACUCUCACCGAGACUGUUUAUGCUCGCCAGCCUUCUGGGUUCACUGAUCCUCGCUUCCCUGAUAAGCCUCUCUUGGAGCUGUCUGGACUUUCAGCGGUUGGUUUCAUUGGCUCCAAGUCCGACAGCUCGUUGUUCGUCUAUCGGCGUGGUGCUGACAUGGCCUAUCUCCUGCUCUAUGUGGAUGACAUUAUCCUGACUGCAUCUUCCUCAACAUUGUUGCACAGUUUGAUUGCGUCUCUUCGUACCGAAUUCAGUAUGAGAGAUAUGGGUGAUCUUCAUUACUUUUUGGGCAUCUCUGUCACACGCAGCAAGGACAGUCUGUUCCUCUCACAAGAGAAGUAUGCUUUGGAUCUUCUUGACAGAGCUGGCAUGUUGCAGUGCAAAACCAUCUCUACUCCCGUUGAUACUACCUCCAAACUUUCAGCCAAGUCCAGUGAUCCAGUUGCAGAUCCCACCGAGUAUCGUAGUAUUGCAGGCGGUCUUCGGUACCUCACAUUCACUCGGCCAGACAUCUCUUAUGCUGUGCAGCAGAUUUGUCUUCAUAUUCAUGAUCCUCGGGCUAAUCAUUUGCUCCUUGUGAAGCGUGUGCUUCGCUACAUCCGUGGCACCACCGGCCUUGGCCUCACUUUGUUUCGACGCAGCUCCAACAAAUUGAUGGCCUAUUCUGAUGCUGAUUGGGCAGGUUGCCCCGACACUCGCUGGUCUACCUCAGGUUAUUGUGUCUUCCUUGGCACUAACCUGGUGUCAUGGUCUGCUAAGCGGCAGCACACGGUCUCUCCAGCGCCGAGGCCGAAUACAGGGCAGUUGCAAAUGUAG